This is a messenger RNA of Hyaloscypha bicolor E, 732 nucleotides long. RefSeq lists its product as uncharacterized. The record is from RefSeq and is a predicted model, not a curated record. The coding region runs from base 1 to 732 and encodes 243 amino acids. The transcript has 8 exons. NCBI's taxonomy places the organism in Eukaryota, Fungi, Ascomycota, Leotiomycetes, Helotiales, Hyaloscyphaceae.
AUGGCUCCCAACCAACAACUUGUGACUGUCAGCCUGGGCGAGUUGAAAACAGGCAUUUGUCCGCCCACUCUGGGAAUUUUGAUCGUGAAAGAACUUCCCGCGAACUUUCAACCACUACACAUCGAAUUGCUAUCAGUUGCCUCAUAUCUGGCUAAACUUUCACCUGAACAACUAGACCUCUUGAUCAAUCCAGUUGCUCACUACAAUUGGUCCAAUAUCCGGCGGCCAGAAUGCUUGCUUCCUGGCUUCCGCGAGACGUUUGGAGAAUUAUGUACUAUGAUCAUCGACAUUACUUUGCUGGUCGCGAAAGCCUGCGAUCAGUUUGCAGUUGAAUUCGUCGAAAGUAUGACGAUUCGUGCUCGACUCUUGUACUAUUUUCUCCCAUCAGAACCCUCGCUCGGUGUAGACGAAGAAGGAGUUUCUUGCACCUUCGAACCUGUGCCUUUUUUUCAUCAAUCCCCCGAUCCUCUGCCAGGUAUCUAUAUCCGCUCCCGAACGCCAGAGGUUGUAAAAGUCAAUGCCCCAUCCGAUUGUGUGACAUUUCAGACAGGUUCUGCACUGGGAAAAAUGACUGGCGGAGCGUUAAAAGAUGUUCCGCCGGUGUUCACCCAACCCAACCUGGAGGAAGUCGUGGAUUUGAAGACUGGAAUGACAUUUGGAGAACUAUCAGGCUCUCUGACGAGAAGCAUGCCGAGACGACGCGAAAACCUUGGCCUACAAAUGUUUAAAUAA